AUGAAUGUGAGCAGAGACAAGGUCGGUGACAUCUCCAUCCCGGUAGCGGCAGCCGCGGCGGUGACAGCCCCCGGAGCGGCGGUGACAGCCCCGGGAGCGGCGGGCGGCGGCGGCGGGGAGCCCUGCGGCGGGCAGGGGGAAGGCAUGGACAGCCAUGGGGAGCAGCGGCUCUCGGCCGGCGGCGAGCUGCCGCUCUACUCCUGCCCUGGAGGCAGGGACAGGCAAGGGGACAGCCAGAGCAACACCCCCGGACAAGAGGGGGCAGUGGCCGCGCUGCCCAUGGUGCACAGAACCACCUCCUUCUCCGUGCUCGACAUCCUGGACCCUAACAAAUUCAACAGCAAGAGGAGGCAGUGCGCGGUCUUGUACAAAUCGGUGGGGACCGAGUUCACGCUGGGGGCGGAGGAUAAGCCCGAGGACUCAGGGACGGAGCUGGCCGGGCAAAAGGCUCUCGCCGAAGAUUUCGACACGUGCAAGAAGUCCGCAGACCUGAUCAAGGAGGGCGAGCUUUACAAGGCCGAGGAGUGCGACCUCGACUACAGCAGCCGGCCGAGCCGCAGCCCCGACAGCGAGCUGCCGGACGACGAGGAGCUGUGCGGCGAGGAGAGCAGCACCAGCACCACCAGCAGCACCAGUACGGCGGCGCCCGGCGAGGCCGACCCGGGCCACCUCCACGCCGAGGCGGCCGAGGUGCCGCCGCCGCCCCCGCCGCCCCCGCCCCAGCAGCAGCCGCCGGCGGCUCCGGGCUCGGGGCAGCAGGGCCAGCAAGCCAAGCCUAAGAGGAAGCGGACGGGCUCGGACUCCAAGUCGGGCAAGCCCCGGCGGGCGCGGACAGCUUUCACCUACGAGCAGCUGGUGGCGCUGGAGAACAAGUUCAAGUCCACGCGGUACCUGUCGGUGUGCGAGCGCCUCAACCUGGCGCUCUCCCUCAGCCUCACCGAGACCCAGGUGAAGAUCUGGUUCCAGAACCGCCGCACCAAGUGGAAGAAGCAGAACCCGGGGGCCGACACCAGCGCGCCCACGGGCGGCGGCGGCGGCGGCGGCGGCGGGGCGGGCGGCGGGCUGGGCGGGGGGGCGCUGCCGGGGGGGCUCAGCCCCCUCAGCCACUCGCCGCCCAUGGGCAACCCCCUGUCCAUGCACGGCCCCGGCAGCUACCCCGGGCACCCCGCCGGCGGGCUGGUGUGCGCCGCCCAGCUCCCCUUCCUGCCCAGCCCCGCCGUCCUCUCCCCCUUCGUCCUGGGCUCGCAGACUUACGGCGCUCCGGCUUUCUACACCCCGCACCUAUAA
Molecule: messenger RNA, 1287 nt
Organism: Phalacrocorax carbo (great cormorant)
Lineage: Eukaryota; Metazoa; Chordata; Aves; Suliformes; Phalacrocoracidae
Source: RefSeq, a predicted model, not a curated record